This is a messenger RNA of Pimephales promelas (fathead minnow), 1152 nucleotides long. Lineage: Eukaryota; Metazoa; Chordata; Actinopteri; Cypriniformes; Leuciscidae. The record is from RefSeq and is a predicted model, not a curated record.
AUGUCCUCGUUCUCCAAAACUGUUUCACUUAGUAAAAUUGUGUACCCUAUGAAAGAGAGCUGGACCACAGAUGAAAGUUUGGGAGGCACUUAUGAAGGAACAGAGCCAAUGGGGUUGCUGUGGAGCAUGAGACCCGCACCAGGAAGUCCAAAAGGACUCAGAAUACGCAAGAGGGAUAUUCUUACACCAAUGGUAGUUCACAUUUCAGUAUACAGUGGGCAUCUAUCUGAAGGCUUCAGCGAGGAACCACCCCUGGCAACAAGUGUCAUAGAGCGCUGGCAUGUAGCACCAGGUGUGAAAAGGAUAAACAUCAGGGAGGAAGAAGUACAAGGAACACUUUUCCUACCUCCAGGCCCUGGGCCGUUCCCAGGAGUGCUGGAUCUGUGGGGAGCAGGUGGUGGUUUGGUCGAAUAUCGCUCUGCCCUGCUUGCAUCUCAUGGCUUUGCAUCUAUGGCACUUGAUUACUUCGCUCCAAAAGGGCUGAGAAUGCAAGAUGUUGAUAUUGCUUACUUUGAGAAAGCAUACCAGAUCCUGAAGAAUCAUCCAUUGGUACAGACGGAUCAACUGGCUGUCCUUGGGCUGUCUUUUGGAAGUAUAGUCACACUCAGUAUUGUGGCCUACUCCAAUGUCAUCAAGCCCCAGUGUUGUGUGUCUAUUAAUGGAAGUCACCUGAUUCCUUUCGACCAAAACCUCUUUGAAAUCAUUGAGGAGAUGAAAAAGAAUGUAGAUAAACUACGUGGGAAUGACAAAAACCAGGUAGUUCACAGAGAUAUUUUCUUUAGCACUUCCCCAGACCCACCAGCCAAAGUAGAUGUUGGGAGAAUAAAGUGUCCACUUCUGUUGGUGACUGCUGGCGAUGAUCAGGCUGUACCUGCAGUUGAAUGUGCUGAAGAUAUGGAGAUGAUGAUGGAGAAAGCAGGAAGUCGCCACUUGGUGGAAGUCCUGACGUAUCCCGGGGCUGGUCAUCUUAUUGAACCACCAUAUUCACCUCACUUUCGUGCAACUAACUUCAACCUUUAUUUGACAAAACAGAAAGUUGUCAUGCUAUGGGGUGGACAAACCCAGUCACAUGCGUAUGCACAAGAGGACUCAUGGAAUAAGAUAUUAGCAUUUCUGCGGGAGCACCUCUGCUUCAAUGAAACACUGCAUUAA